Medioppia subpectinata is the source of this 1050-nucleotide messenger RNA. The record is from the annotation of a GenBank genome assembly. Lineage: Eukaryota; Metazoa; Arthropoda; Arachnida; Sarcoptiformes; Oppiidae.
CCAUCGGGGCCUCCAUUGCAUAUCCAAGUGUUCCCAUUGAGCGCCCGAUCACUGGCCGUAACGUUUAGUCCGCCGACACUCGAGACCCGUAACGGCCGUAUAGUUGGCUAUUAUUUAGGCUAUAAAGCGCUGGAUAUGGACUCGAAUUACAUGUUUAAAAAGUUGUCGAUAAAUGAGUUGUCAAACGCUGGGAACCAACAAAACGAAGUGAACAUCACAUCCCUGUCCGCCAACACUAAGUACGCGAUUGUCGUCCAGGCGUUCAACAGUAAGGGAACGGGACCCCAAUCUGAAGAGGUCUACGGCCAGACACUAGUGAUGGACAGGCCGUCGGCGCCCCUACUAUCUCAGGGGGACGUCGGGUACGACUGGAUUGAGAUCGUGUGGACCUUUGCCUCUGAGGCUAACCUAACGGCAGCUUUGAGUCAAAUCAACGGCUAUUAUGUGUUUUCCAAAAGCCAUUCAUCCGUUUGGAUGGAGAGACAGAUCCGCAUCAAAACCAACGCCUAUACCAGUAAUGAUCUGCUCUGCGGGACAUUAUAUCAGUUUUAUGUGGUGGCAUAUAAUGCGAUGGGAAAGGGAGACGCCAGCGAUUCAAUCGCCAUUAAAACUAAAGGAUCAGCACCUGUACCCCCAAAACAUGUGAAUGAAUUCCUUGUGGUGAACACAACGUGGGCGCACAUCCAACUCGACGCCUGGCAUUCAAACGGCUGUCCCAUCAAAGAGUUUCUCAUACGAUAUCGAGUGACUAAAUACGAGACCGAGUGGUCAGAAGUGUCGGCACAGGUCUGGCCUCAGGAGUCGAGCAUUGAACUGCUGGGGCUGAGCCCCGGGCACUGGUAUCAGCUCUACAUUAAAGCUGUCAACGAGGCCGGAGCCGGUGAACAGACCUAUCAUUUUGCUACGCUUACAGCUCAGGGAGGUACAGUAUCGCCGCUAUCGGAAAGGGAGCCCCCAUUAGGGGGGUUGGAGUCGAUCACAAUUGUGAUACCUGUGAUAUGUUCGGUGAUUGUGCUCACAGUUAUACUCGCCAUCGGACUCAUAGUCAUC